Molecule: messenger RNA, 628 nt
Organism: Penaeus chinensis
Lineage: Eukaryota; Metazoa; Arthropoda; Malacostraca; Decapoda; Penaeidae
Exons: 4
Coding region: 102-443 (113 amino acids)
Source: RefSeq, a predicted model, not a curated record
UAAAUGGUUCGGCUUUUCCGUGGCUUCAGCUUGACGACUUUCCACAACAGGCGGCGUCGUAUAUAAACAGAGUUCUUUCGACAGUUUCCACACUUUUCACAAUGCAUCUCCUCACCCACGCGGCUGUCCUCUGCCUGCUUGGUUUGAUGUACUCCUACAGUUCCGCCGCGGAGCCUGAGGCCUCGAAUCCUACGGUGUAUAGGGUCAACCGCCGGUUCCUGGAGGCCAAGGAGAUCGAAAACUUCGGCAAAGUGACCAACGACGCGACGAAAGUAAUCGAAAAGCUGACCAGCUUGUUCCAAGAGAUGGCUGACCCGGCUAAAGGACGCAAGCUGCGAGAGGGCCCUUUGGGAGACCGAAUUCGAGCGGCCGUGAGGACUGGAAACGCCUUUGUGAGUCUGAUCGAGAGUAUAAGUGCAGCGAUUGAACUCUCUGCUGCGUAAUGGAGGGUGAUGAGCUUCAGAGUGGACCCGCAUAGGUGACUCAUGUGAGAUCGAUGAGAUUUACUUCACACUUCAAACUAAUGCUUUCGGUUUGCCUGGCCAUGCGGUAAAGAAGAAUACUGCAGAGCUUGAGUUUAUUUUAUAAAAGAUGAACAAAUAAACUUAGAAUACAGUAUGGAAGCCUA